AUGGCUUUUCCCUUUCUGCGGGCCUUCAUCGCGCUAUUCGUGUACCGCUAUUUCCGCCUCGUCGUCAAUUUGAUUUCCUUCUGGACGUUUAAGCCGAUUCCGCCACCGGAGAACCCGAAACUGACCUCGCAAGAUGUCUCGGUAAUUAUUCCCUCGCUGGAGGGCUGCGGCGAUGAGCUUUUCGAGACGGUCCGGACCAUCCUCGACACUCAGCCGUUCGAGGUGCUGCUGGUCACCAUCGAAGCCAAUCGGAAGAAGGCCGAAAAGAUGUUGAGUGCGAUGCCAGCCUCUAAAUCCCGAAUCCGAUUGUUCACCGUCACGCAUCCCAACAAGCGCCGGCAGAUGACAAGAGCCAUCCCCGAAGUGCGGACGGCCAUUACCAUUCUGGCGGAUGAUGAUGUGAGUUGGCCGCGGACGGUCCUGCCCUGGAUCCUGGCGCCAUUCGAGAAGGAUGAGAUGUAUGGAGGCGUGGUGACCUGUCAGCGACUGCGCCGCGCCAUUGCGCCGACUUUGUCGGAACGUAUCUGGGGAUUUCUCGGCGCUUUGUACCUGGAACGGCGCAACUUCGACUGCGGCGCCACAACUCAUGUGGACGGCGGCCUGCCGUGUAUGUCGGGACGGACUGUGGCCUACCGGACGAAGAUCCUCCAGGACGAAGGUUUCACCUAUUCCUUCACCAACGAGGAAUGGUGGUGGGGCAAGUACCAACUCAAUGCCGACGACGACAACUUCAUUACGCGGUGGAUGGUCUCGCAUGGCUGGGAAACCUACAUGCAGUAUCACCCGGAGGCAGAGGUGCUCACCACGCUCGAAGACAACCCGCGGUUUUUGAAACAAUGUGCCCGCUGGUCGCGCAGCAAUUGGCGCAGCAAUCUCACCAGCAUGUUCCAUGAAAAGCAUAUCUGGUAUCGGCAACCAUGGAGUUCCUAUGCCGUUCACUUGACGACCUUGUCCCCUCCGGCUCUUCUGGGCGACCUGCUGCUGGUUUGGCUGUGCCAUAAGGCAACCGGCCCAUGGGGAGAUGUCUCCCACAGCCGGGCCAUGACGGCACUGUACCUGUGGAUGUUCACUAGCAAGUGGAUCAAGCUGCUUGGUCACUACAUCCGCUACCCGGUCGACGUGCUGCUACUGCCCGUAUCGAUACUGUUUGGGUAUUUCCACGGCAUCAUCAAGGUGUACGCGGUGCUCACUCUCAAUGUGACCACAUGGGGUAGCCGUGAUGGUGCAGAUGAUUACGACGCCGAGCGCAUGAAGAAAAGAACCGAUCUCGACCGCAUGAAGCAGCCCUAUUACCCUAGUUUCCUCACCAAAUAA
This is a messenger RNA of Penicillium lagena, 1314 nucleotides long. Its product is annotated as glycosyltransferase family 2 protein. Bases 1 to 1314 code for a protein of 437 amino acids. Lineage: Eukaryota; Fungi; Ascomycota; Eurotiomycetes; Eurotiales; Aspergillaceae. The transcript has 4 exons. The record is from RefSeq and is a predicted model, not a curated record.